Molecule: messenger RNA, 1435 nt
Organism: Saccostrea echinata
Lineage: Eukaryota; Metazoa; Mollusca; Bivalvia; Ostreida; Ostreidae
Product: alpha-(1,3)-fucosyltransferase 10-like
Exons: 6
Coding region: 32-1417 (461 amino acids)
Cellular component (GO): membrane
Molecular function (GO): alpha-(1->3)-fucosyltransferase activity
Source: RefSeq, a predicted model, not a curated record
ACUGAAGACAUAUCGAUUUCACCGUCUAUACAUGUACCCGAUAGGUCUCGUUCUGCUUCUCUUUGUUCUGCUCUAUGCAAGAAGCUCGAACAACAGUUUGUAUCUGAUAGAGAAAAAACUUCAUCAGUCUAGUAUUAAAAAUGACAUUGGUAACAUUACAAAACUCCACCCUACCAUACUGUGGUGGACAACAUAUGGCGGGAAAACAGAUGAGAAUAUUACCUGUGGCGAGAUAAAAUGUCGAGUCAGCGUGGAUAGGACUCUAAAAUCUCAUAAAAACGUAAUGGCCAUUGUUUUUUACGGAACCUCGCUGGAGUUAGCGGAUAUGCCACUUCCACGGAAUCCAGACGUCAUCUGGGCUCUGAAACACGAGGAAUCUCCCAAAAACAACGAUUUCAUGUUCUCUCACGAGGAAAUCAUGACUCUGUUUAACUACACAUCUACCUUCAAAAGGCAGUCAGAUUAUCCUCUCCCCACACAGUCUCUCCCUAAUCUUGAUUAUUUAUUGGAUAGAACAUUUGUUGUGGACACUAAAACUAAAUCUGAGAUGAGGAAGACAGAAGACUUAGCCCCUGUGCUUUACGUCCAGAGCGAUUGUGGGGCACCAUCAGACAGGGAUCAGUUUGUGAAACUCCUUCAGAAAUAUAUCUCUGUGGACUCCUAUGGAAGAUGUCUACACAAUAAAGACCUUCCAGAACACAUUAGAUUUGAGUUUGGUAAAAGCAUGGCUGGAAUGCACCACGAUGACUUCUUCAAACUAGCAGCAAAAUAUAAAUUUACUUUAGCCAUGGAAAAUGCUGUAUGUGAAGACUACAUGACAGAAAAAUUAUGGCGCCCGCUAAGACUAGGUUCUUUGCCGAUUAUAUUCGGUUCACCUAAGGUUAAGGAUUAUCUUCCAUCAAAUAAAUCUGCAAUACUAAUAACAGACUUUAAAAGUGCUGAACAACUGGCCAAUUUUUUAAAGGAGCUGGACGAAAGUGAUGAAAAAUAUAACGAAUACUUGAAAUUUAAGUUCUCCAAUACGAUUGAAAAUCAAUACUUAAUUUCUCACAUGCAGUCCAGAGAAUGGGGAGAUUUUAGUGCAAUUCAAAAGACUCCUAAAAAGUUUUACUCUCACAUGAGUGGAUUUGACUGUUUUAUAUGUCAAAAAAUUCAUGAAAUACAAAAGGCACGUGACCAAAAUGAAUCUCCUACUUUACAUAUAGCUCAUGCAGAUCAUUAUGGAUGCCCUGCGCCAAGGCGCUUUGAUGGAGAUGGAAAGUACGGAGUGUACAGUGAAUGGUUCGCAGAGCCUUGGUUGUAUUCAAAGUAUCUUGCAAAGGCAUUCAGGAAGUACUAUGACCGUUAUGAAUCCAAUUUCACACACACAGACUUAUUGGUUUUGUCAAAAAGACUUAGGAAAGAAGACAAAGUUUGAAACUAGAACCUUUAUCUC